GGAGCCGAGCGCGGCCGGGACGCGCGCACAGUCUGUCUGCCCGCGAGGAUGGGUGUUCGUGUGUUUGUCGCUUCGUCCUCGGGCUCGGUGGCGAUAAAGAAGAAGCAGCAGGAUGUGGUUAGAUUUCUGGAAGCCAACAAGAUAGAGUUUGAGGAGGUGGACAUCACAAUGUCAGAAGAACAGAGGCAGUGGAUGUACAAGAACAUCCCCCCAGAAAAGAAGCCUGCUCAGGGAAACCCUCUGCCCCCUCAGAUAUUUAAUGGCAACCAAUACUGUGGAGAUUAUGACAGUUUUUUUGAAUCGAAGGAGAGCAACACAGUCCUUUCAUUCUUAGGCUUGAAACCCCGCUUGGCAUCAAAUGCAGAGCCUUAGGAGGGAAAAGUGGGAGGUGAUGGAGAUGCAUUUGGAACAACACCUCCUGGUACCCAGCAUACACCUGCUUACCUAACGCAUCACUGUGACAGAGGCCACAUGCUCCAUCAGUAACUUUGCUUGCCAUGGAAAUGGUGUCUUGGAAGAUGUGGGUAUAAUGGGACUUGCAUGAUUGCUUUAAACCAAAUCAGGACUGUGGUGGGUUUGGAAUUUUUUUCUUCUUUUCAGAUUGACCUGCAGUUGUCUCACCCGAAAGUACUGUUACCUAUGAUAGGUGUGCUUCUUUUAGUAACUGAUAUAUAAGCAGGGACACCAUGAGGGAGAAAAUGCUGGAUCUGCCUGUGUUGUAACAGAUAAUGGUGUUAUAACAGCUCACUUCUUUGUGAGCUUCCUAGAUUGCAUCCUUGACAUUAUCUGCCAGGCUAUUAGAAUCUGAAAGAGAAAGAAAAAAAGCAGUGCUGGUUGAAAAAGACCAUUGAAGAUUUUUGCUGCAGAACCACAGACAUCACUCUUCCAGUGCGUUAUAACAACACGUUGAAAACAUUGUUCUAGAGUUUGUUUUUUUAAUGGAAAACUCUUAUCCCCAUGAAUCCUCGAAACUCCUGCACACUUCCAAAAUCAUUGUUGUAUUAUAAAAUCAUUGCCACCAAGAAAUGAAAAUAAUUGCUAGUUUGGAAAAUAUAUGCUUCUUUUAUCUCUUGCAAGGGGGAAAGUUUCACCUAAACAUACAGGACUGCUUGAAAGAUACAUUUUAAGAGGUGCACAAACUGGAUAGUAAAUUUAUAGGGAAACUGUCAGAUCAGUAUCUGAAGGCAGUUUCAGCUGUAGCAAUUCAUAUAUACAUAAGUGCACAUAUAUUUUUAAAAUGCAGCUCCCCUAAUAGCUGUGUAUUCUAUUUUGUGAAGGGAUUCUAUUUUUUUGAGAAAGGAAGAUCUCAGUUAGAUGUAUUUUAUGAACCCUUGAUGAGGCAUAUUAAACUAAUAUUGCUGUACAAUUAAUUUUUUUUUCCUGUGUUACUUUUCAUUGUUCCUCUACUUGGCUAAUGUUUUUUCCAGUACACAGUCUUGGACUUUUCCGAGUAGUACAGAAACACGUUCUUGUUCCUUCUAUAAGUAGAGUGAGGGUCCAGAGCAGUGAGUGUGAGGAAGGGCUCUCCAGAAAGUAGCUCUGAAUUGCACUUGGCGAGCAGAAUCUCCCCCAGCUGCAGUGGGUGCUGAUAAACACUGAACAUGUCUACUUCAGUAGCGCAGAGACUAUUUUCUGUGUCCUUACAUUUUUUUAGAGUUUGAAAUUGCCAAACCUGGGAACACCCUUGACUAGGAUAAACUCAAAGGGUUGACUACAGUACUGAACUAUUCCAGCCAUCCUGAUGCUAGUCCUUUUAGUACGAUUGUGAGAAGGAAAUUUAUGAGAGCAGAUGAGUUAGAGCCCCCUCCCCCAUCUCCCACUUCAUGCCUUGCCAGGUGUAGACAUUCCGUAAAACUUUCUGAGUGCUAAAGCUGAAACCCCUGAGACUUACAGUCCAGAUUACAAUCAGAAGAGCAAGACAGAGUUCUUCUGGCCUAGAGUCCACAAUUUUCUCUCCCAGGAAAGUUUUAUGUCAAAUCAUGGAUGUUCCUGAUUAGUUGGUGUUAAAACAAGAUCCAGGUCAAAUUCCAUUUUUUAAAUCCCAGGAACUAUCCAGGAAUUUUUUUUUCCUAACUGGAUAUUGUGUUUGAGUAUGUAAGUCUUCUGAGAAUACUUAAAGUUUCUUUUUAAGAUUCAACAGUUUUAAAAAUUGUUGUGUUGUAAUUCCCCACCUUGCGUUCUACUCUUACGAAUGAGUGCUGAAGACCAGUUUGGUAAGAUUAAAACUUUGUAAGUUUUGGGAUCAUAGGUCAAUACCAUCCUUGCUAGACAGAGGAAGUGACCCAGAUUUUCCUUAGUAACUUUUGGAUUAACCACACAUACCUAGUAUGAGUAUAUUAUACCGGAUGGAUAACAGUGCUAAAGUACUACAAUUUUUAUGUAUCAUCUUCUUAUCACAGUUUUUUGUUUGUUUUUGGAUCAUCAAAGAACUACAAGAGAAUAGCCUUCAGGACUUCCUGUACUUGUUACGGAGGAAGAACCACCGCAGUGGUAUUUACUGAGGUAGCCAGGCCCCGCAGAGUCCCGAAGCAUUGCCCUUGGGGACCAUUCCAUGUUCAGAGAAUAUUGUGUCCUUACUUGUAUUCUUUUACCAGCUGAAUUCCAAAAACGAAAUAAUGAUUUUUUUCUUAUUCCCUUGAACUAGCUGCCUUUAUUUAGAUUUUGAUAAUCACAGUCUUAAAAACCUAGGAAAGAAGUGGAUUUGUAGGCAAACAUGUAACAUCAAGGGCAUUCCAGGCAGAAUUUUAAUUUCCUGUAGUAAGCUUUUUGGGACAAAGGAAGCAUGAUACGAAAAAUCAAAAUAUGCCAUUUAUAAAAUAGAUAAAAUAUAGAGUGCCAUCCUGCUAGGUGUAUGCAGACAAGAAGAAAAGUAGUUGGGAAAAUACUUCAAAUUCUGGUAUUUUAUUAAAAUCAAAGGGAAGAAAAAGAAGAUAUUUUGCCCCUGGGCUCUAAUAUAUUUUAGGUUUGUUUCUGUUUUAUAGAUUUAAUUCAACAUUCAUACCUAGAUGUUUUUAUAUUACAUGAGUUUAAUAAUGAACUAAACUUGUUUUUGAUUACUGAAAGGUACCAAAGGUCUUCCUGUUUCGAUUGUUUCAUUAUGUUUGAUUUUAUUGUGGGGUUUUGCUUGGUUUAACAGCUUCUCUUAAAUGUCAGAACCCACUUCUGUCUGUAUAAUUAUUGUUUUUAGAUUUCAGUUUGUAUGUGUUUGUCUCUAAAGGCAUUGGUGAAAUCACAGAUGUUAUGUUAAGCAUUAAAGGGGAAUAAAUUCCAGAAAAGACACAUUCUGAAAGUGGAGUUUCUGUUUCCGGCCAUUUCUCAGACUGUCCCUAGUUCCAGUUCUUGGUUCAGCUGAAUUCUUUCUGUUUAGGUGAGAAGCUGCUCCCCUCCAUGAAUCCCAUGCAUGAGAACUGCAGAUUCCUUGGUAAAAACACAGGCAUUAUGUGACCGCUGAGGAGCCUCAUGUGUGUCACGGGAGUCGUGCCAGAUAAUGGCCAGGCCACGGGUGCAGCGAAGCACCAGCAUGGGAAGGCUUGGAUGGCCAAGUGCAGCCACACCUGCUGGGUGUGGCACUUUGUUGCUUGCAAAAGCAAGGUCAGGUGGCCAGGACUCCUUUGGUAGGUUCCCUCUGAGGAAGCUGCUACCUCUGGAAGCAGAAGAAAACAUUUUUAAAGGGAGUGUUGAGCCUGAUCUCAUCACUGUGCUAUUUCAAACUUUUAAACCCUCAGGAACGGUAGAGGAAAGGUUCAAAGGGAACAAACUGUACAUUUGCACAAAUGUACUAAAUCACAAACCCAGAUAAGCAAAGUGGUCACUGCCUGCUUGUGACCCAGAUGGCCAGACUUUUCCUAGGUCUGGAAAUGCCUGUCAUGUUAAUUUGGUCAUCCUUACCAUCCGCAUGUAUUGAGCCCCUAGAAUGUGAUGGUUCCCCAGAGGAGGACAGUAGUGUCCAUCAUCAGGGAUGAGAGAAGUGAACACAGAUGCAGCAGUUACAGCAGGAGUCAGUGAAAGAGUUAAAUUCUAACACUUCAGGCUACGGUACAUCAUCUCAAACGGUGUCUAUAAUCCCUUUGUUGCUGCCGUUGUUAAAACCAUCCCAGCUUUUAAAAUUUCAUAUAUGUACAGAUGCAUUCAUGUGCAUUGUAUGUAUUUAUAUGCUAAAGUAUAAAGAGUAGUAACGACAAACAAACCCUGUGUGUGCCUGCCGCUACCUAUGCCUUUCCUUUGGGGCACUGUGCUCUCCCUGCCUGUCUGAUCCAAGUCCCAUCUUGUGCUUGUGUUGACCGUAGCCUUCCUGUCCUUGAUCAUUCUGCUUCCAUGUAUGUAUACUUAAAGGGUAAUAAAUGGAAUUAAACCAGA
This is a messenger RNA of Chinchilla lanigera (long-tailed chinchilla), 4356 nucleotides long. It is a transcript of the gene Sh3bgrl2, whose product is annotated as SH3 domain binding glutamate-rich protein like 2. The record is from RefSeq and is a predicted model, not a curated record. The transcript is spliced from 4 exons. Gene Ontology annotation, cellular component: cytoplasm. NCBI's taxonomy places the organism in Eukaryota, Metazoa, Chordata, Mammalia, Rodentia, Chinchillidae. Bases 49 to 372 code for a protein of 107 amino acids.